UUGCGGCUCCACUUCCGGUAGCGGAGGAGUCAUGUGACCUCACGUCAUGGCGCCCUGCUUGUGGCUGCUCCUAUGUUUUGUCUAUGAUGUGACAGCCACAAAGAUGAAGAUUGUGGAGGAGCCCAAUACAUUUGGGUUGAAUAAUCCGUUCUUAUCACAAACCAACAAGCUUCAGCCAAGGACAGACCCCGCGCCGGUCUCAGGACCGCCUCAUCUUUUCAGGUUGGCAGGAAAGUGUUUCAGUUUUGUGGAAUCCACAUACAAAUACGAGUUCUGCCCUUUUCACAACGUUACUCAGCACGAGCAGACCUUCCGCUGGAACGCCUACAGUGGGAUUUUAGGGAUUUGGCAAGAAUGGGAGAUCGAGAACUAUACCUUCACAGGCAUGUGGAUGAGAUCAGGAGAUUCCUGUGGAAACAAGAACCGACAGACAAAGGUUAAUUUUGUCUGUGGACGGAAGAACAAGUUGGCUGCGGUAUCAGAGCCGAACACCUGCGUCUACUCUAUGACGUUUGAAACCCCACUGGUCUGCCACCCGCAUUCUCUGCUAGUCUAUCCUACUCUCGGGGAAGCAAUGAGAAAACAGUGGGACGAAGCAGAACAGUCCUUAUAUGAUGAACUCCUCACUGAACAGGGCUACAAGAAACGUCUUCAAGACAUAUUUCGAGAAGCCGGAUACUUGAAAAAGACCUUGCAGCAUGAAAGCGAUGGAAAGCUAGACCAGAACCAGCCUAAGAGCUUUGACUCACUGGAGCAGUGCAGCAAGGCCCACACAGACUCGUCUGAGGAGAUAAAGCGACUACGAGGCAUUUUGGAAAGGCACGGCAUUUCUUAUCUCAAAAACGGAUCGUCUAAUAUAGAAUCGCAGCCUGGGAGUUUAGUCACACCUACUCCAAGGGGUGAGGAGAAAUAUCAUCUACGUGGAGAUACUGGAGAUCGAAACGAACAUUAGCAGCAAACAUGCAGCGCUGCUGGAGGACUGAGUAAUUGUAGACUGAUGAUGUAAUCAGAAGACAUUUAGAUCAUUGGCCAAAGAGCAUAACUUUUUUUUGUCAAAUGACUUCUAAACCUUUAAAGGUCCCUGUCAGAUGAGCGAGGCACCGGCCUGAUGUUCCAGCACUGCCGGGGUCCCAUAGCAUCAUAAAUCAAUAUAAUGCUAUGUGACCCCAGCAGUGCUGGAAGUUCAGGCUGGUGCCUCGCUGCAAGUCCGCAGCAAGACACUCGCUCGUCUGAAAGGGGCCUAAAGGGGUUGAGCAGACCUGUAAAGGGAAGCUUGCUUACCUGCUUCCUGGCGCUGGCUCCCCCAGGCCUGCGAUCCCUUGCUGUAAACAUCUGGUUUGACAUCACCACAGCCAAUCAUUGGCCGCAGCUGUGACCAGAUCCCUUUGUGUCAUGACGUAAGAGUACGCCGGUCACCGCCGUGGCCGAUGUGCUUACUAGCGAUUUAUUGGGUGUAGUGCCGCCUGAAUUUUUCUUCUGUUUUGGUGAAUAGUCUGCAGUGAUGUUACAGGGAGCAUCGCAACCCUAGAGGAGCCAGUGUCAGGAAGCACGUGUGAAAUCAAAGUUGCACAUUUUUGCAUAGAAGGUCAAAUUUGCUACCUUUUUCCUGUCCGAAUUCUGGGUGUAGGGAUUGAUAAAUUACCCCCAAAGUAUGUGAAAAUUUGCAGAAAUUUACAUUAUAAGCAUUUAUUGCAUACCUUAAUAGUUGAGGGUCUGGUGACCAGUGUGUGCAGAGUGCACCAGCCGGAGACUCUCUAUGCCGUUCAGUGGAUAGAUUUAUGGGAUUUUUAUAGAAAGACUUCAAAGAAGAAAGCAGUGUGCAGAGAUGGCCGCCUCUUCAUUGAACUGUAUCUGAAACUGGGGGCCAGUGGACUCCUCCAGUUUCAUCAUAAGCAAGACCUGCAGAUAUGCCAUAAACGUUCAGGAUGGGAAUAGAUCCGUCCCGUUUCCGUUAUGCAGGGGAAUCCUCUCCUGCAUAGCAGAAACGGGACGGAUCCGUUAUGCAGCCCAUAGACUUCUAUUAAGACUGAAUGAAUAACGGAAUGCCUCUAAAGGCAUU
Bufo gargarizans (Asiatic toad) is the source of this 2059-nucleotide messenger RNA. It is a transcript of the gene GNPTG, whose product is annotated as N-acetylglucosamine-1-phosphate transferase subunit gamma. The transcript is spliced from 11 exons. The record is from RefSeq and is a predicted model, not a curated record. Lineage: Eukaryota; Metazoa; Chordata; Amphibia; Anura; Bufonidae. Gene Ontology annotation, cellular component: Golgi apparatus. The coding region runs from base 47 to 952 and encodes 301 amino acids.